AUGAUUCGACAAGUGCAGCCAGAGCAAUUGAAUCCUCGCGAUCUCGACGCGUCUACGUUCUUGAGGGACGUGAAAGAAGAGCUCCAAAAUAUUUACGCUGGACCCCUGCAACAUGUCUUCACUGGAUCGAUGACGAUCCGGAUUCAUGAAGCGGAUGGCACUCCGUAUGAACACAUCGUUGAGAUUAAGGAAGCUGUCACGAAAUUUGAUAUCCCGUACAAUACAAAAUACAAACGCCUCAAGCGCAACAAACGCCAGAAAGAGCGGGCCGCAGCAUCUUCAGGAUUUGACCCUAACACUGAAAUCCAGGACGAUGUUCUGUUGUAUUGUUUGGGUGAUGUUCUCCAGUCUGAGGAGGAAAUGCGGAAAUGGCGACUAGUAGAAUGGACGAAAGAAGAUGAGGACAGAAUGGGGCAAGAGUCCUAUGAAUGGAUUCGCAUGGAUGCAGAUUUUGAAUGGAUAUGCAAAAUGUCCCUCACAAUGCCAGGUUAUAUGUACCUUUCUCAGCUCCAGCAAGACCGAGACGUUGUCGCACAACUUGAGUCAAUACAAUACAUGGUCGCCCAGCGAGAACAUCCACUAAUAUCCACAAUUUUCGUCCGAACCCUGAUGGAUAAGAGAUAUUUCUACGGCAUUCGGUCAGCUGCCGCUCACGCCUUGGUGAAACACGCGAAAGAGGAGGUGCACUGGAUUGGACUAUUCCAUCUCGAGACUGCUUUUCAAGAGCUGUUUUGCCUACCAAACUCACCUAUGAGUCGUUCGAACGACUUUUCAGACCGGGCGUCCUAUUGCCUUCAGAAAGCAAUACCGGAAGCCAUGGCUAAAGUGAGAAACCGACAUGGUCAAAGCCCCAUGAGGGUAAAGAAGUUUCUUUAUGAAAAACUGAAAUUCAACGACAAUUCAAACAAUAAGGUACCACUAUCAUUAGGUAGCCAUACAAAUGAUUGCGAGCUAAUGCUGCCACAGUUUUCUGAUUGUUAUUACGUCGCUGCGCUCAUACGCUCUAUUACAGAUGCUUUAAUCAAUGGCAAAGAAAAUUCCGACGGGGUUGAUUUUGAUAUAAACAGAGAGUUGGGCCGUCAAGCAGAGAACCAACUUUACUUGGAUUGCAUAGCAGAGAUUGACCGGUACAAAAGAAUGGACGAGUGGACGAGUUCAUUUCAGAAUCUAUACUCACGAACGGCAAUUGAUUGUCAGAGGCGUCUCAUGAAGGGGAAAGUUCUUGACGUUGACGUCGCCCAAUUCCUACCAUAUGCCCGCGUCGGUACCUUCGAUUUGCUUCGACUCGAUGCGUUCCGGAUCCUACUAGAUCUAGAUAUUUUCCAACGUCCAGAAAUUUUGAAAUGGUUUGUCUAUACUAUGUCGAUGGAUGCGUCAACGUGGAUGCGCCGACAGCUUCAUCGGGCGUUUGGCAUAGUCCUUGCAUCUGUCGCUUUUGGCGAAGAUGAUAAAUUUGCUGAAACAUCUCCCAGUGGCCUUCUCGUCGUCGAGCAAGAAUCUACUACCGAUACUCGAAGAGUGAAGCUUGAACGCAAACAGACCGUUCCUGGCGCAAUCGAAGCUUUGAGGCAAGAACUUUCAGACAACAUGGUUUUGAAAGAAGCCGUGUGGGCCGGAUGCAAUUCCCCUUGUAUUGGACUCGUUGAGCUAAAUGACUUCCUGUAUCUUUGUACAAUUCUUUACAAACCAGUCAACCAAAUGAUCGUCACUUUAAAAUAUCCAAAAUACUGGAAGGCCGAGCAUCUAGGAAGCGGAAAGGUUAAAUUCUCAAAAUCGGACCGCUACCGAACGAGCAUUAUAGCAAAAUCUACUUCGGGUAAGGGUUUUCAGGUACUCGAAAAGAGGAAACGGGAAGAUCGAAACACGACUCCUCUGAGUCGAAAGAUAACCCUAAAAGUGCCAAAGCUUGCGUUCCUAUCUUCACCCUCAAAUCGUUCGCCUCCGCCGAUAGCGCCGAAAUUGAAAAUUAAACUCAGAGCGCCGCCCGAUCCCACAUCUUCUUAA
Molecule: messenger RNA, 2004 nt
Organism: Uncinocarpus reesii 1704
Lineage: Eukaryota; Fungi; Ascomycota; Eurotiomycetes; Onygenales; Onygenaceae
Exons: 3
Coding region: 1-2004 (667 amino acids)
Biological process (GO): transcription initiation at RNA polymerase II promoter
Cellular component (GO): transcription factor TFIID complex
Molecular function (GO): transcription cis-regulatory region binding; chromatin binding; RNA polymerase II general transcription initiation factor activity
Source: RefSeq, a predicted model, not a curated record